Lampris incognitus (smalleye Pacific opah) is the source of this 2597-nucleotide messenger RNA. RefSeq names its product glycerol-3-phosphate acyltransferase 4 (gene gpat4). The coding region runs from base 517 to 1965 and encodes 482 amino acids. Gene Ontology annotation, cellular component: endoplasmic reticulum. The transcript has 14 exons. The record is from RefSeq and is a predicted model, not a curated record. Gene Ontology annotation, biological process: triglyceride biosynthetic process. Lineage: Eukaryota; Metazoa; Chordata; Actinopteri; Lampriformes; Lampridae. Gene Ontology annotation, molecular function: glycerol-3-phosphate O-acyltransferase activity.
GUGUUCGAGUCGGCGCUUGGCUUUGAAAGUCGGCGUGAAGUCGCUGCCAAACGCCGUGACGGCGAGUCGACCCGCGCCAGGUCCCCGCAGUUCACCGCUAGUCCACCACUGACCCCGUGCACAACACCGAAAGCAGUUCCAAUGUCCUUACUGGGGACAUUGGGGGAAUAACGUGAUCCUCCCAUGUGCUACGUCCCCCUGGUGAAACUCCUCACUGUCAGGUGAAAAGAAGUGGCUGGCGACUCCACAUGUAUUGGAGGAGCAUGUGCAGCCCUCCCUGGAUUGGCAGAGGGGGUGGAGCAGCAACCGGGAUGGCUCAGAAGAGUGGGAUGCCAUGUUGAGUCAUUGUUGAACCUCCAUACAGUGUGAACUUCUGUCAACUCAACCUUGUGAGACUGAGACCACAGACAAACCAAACGACUAGUGAUACAGCUCUGGAUUUGGACCUUUUUUUGUAUAGCAGCCUGCGUUUACUCCUUUUCUUCCUACGCCUUUUGAACCUCAACAGCUGAUAGCAUGGCUUGGUUUGUGUUUCCUGAUGAUAGCCUGCUAUGUAUGUGUCUUGGUAUCUCCUUCACUGUGUGGUUCACCCUUCUGCUAGUCUUCAUAAUUGUUCCAGCCAUUCUUGGAGUGUCUUUUGGUAUUCGCCGAGUCUACAUGAGAACACUUAUCAAGAUCUUUGAGUGGGCAACAUUGCGAAUGGAGAGGGGAGCAAAGGAGAAGAAUCAUCACCUCCAUAAGCCGUAUAGUAACGGUAUCAUUGCAAAAGAGCCUUCAUCAUUAGAGCAGGAGAUUCAGGAGCUUCGGGGCUUAGGCAGUAGUUUGGGCUCAGAGCCAGAGUUUGGGAUGGCUGACAUCUUCUACUUUUGCCGGAGGGGUGUGGAGAGCAUUGUGGAUGAUGAGGUGAUCAAGCGCUUUUCAGCCCAAGAACUGGAGAGCUGGAACCUGCUGACACGUAGCAACUACAACUUCCGCCAUAUUAGUUUGAGACUCAGAGUCCUCUGGGGUCUUGGACUCGUCACCCGCUAUGGCUUCCUGCUGCCUCUCAGGGUUACUCUAGCAGUUACUGGCAUUGGUCUUCUCCUUGUCCUGACUACUUUGGUAGGCUUUUUACCAAGUGGAAAGUUGAGGAACCACCUGAGUGAGAAGGUUCAUCUGAUGUGUUAUCGAAUCUGUGUGAGAGCCCUCACAGCCAUCAUCACUUAUCACAACAGACAGAACAAACCAAAAAAUGGAGGAAUCUGUGUGGCCAAUCACACUACUCCCAUUGAUGUCAUUAUACUGGCCAAUGAUGGCUGCUAUUCUAUGGUCGGCCAGGUUCACGGAGGGUUGAUGGGGGUUGUGCAGAGAGCUAUGGUGAAAUCCUCCCCACACAUCUGGUUCGAGAGAUCUGAAGUCAAAGACAGACACCUUGUGGCCAAAAGACUUAGCGAUCAUGUAGCUGAUAAGUCAAAACAGCCAAUCCUGAUUUUCCCAGAGGGUACUUGCAUCAACAAUACUUCAGUGAUGAUGUUCAAAAAGGGCAGCUUUGAAAUUGGCUGCACUGUUUACCCGGUGGCAAUUAAGUAUGACCCCCGCUUCGGAGAUGCAUUCUGGAAUAGCAGCAAAUUUGGCAUGGUAAACUACCUGCUGAGGAUGAUGAGCAGCUGGGCCAUUGUCUGCAGUGUUUGGUACCUGCCACCUAUGAACAGAGAGGAGGGAGAGGAUGCAAUGCAAUUUGCCAACAGAGUCAAAGCAGCCAUAGCUGCACAAGGAGGAUUAGUGGACCUCAUCUGGGAUGGAGGCCUGAAGCGAGCAAAGGUGAAAGAUGUUUUUAAAGAGGAGCAGCAAAAGCUGUACAGCAAAGUUCUAGUUGGUGAUCAGGAAGACCAAAGUGAAGACAACCCUGUAGCAAAUGGAGGGCUUGAACCAAAGGAGGAAGAGAGCACCCAGGGCUGUGUUGUGGGUGACAGAGGAAAUGACUGAAAAAGCUCUGCUAUUAUCCCUCUGAAUUAAAUCAUCUGGAAAGACUUAAUCUUCGACAUUGAGUUAUAAUAAUCUGAAACUAUUUUUUAAAAUGAACAUUUAAACAUUAUGACCGAACUGGUCUAAUUUUCUGCAGGUUCUUAACCAAACACUGUUUAACUUGUGCUACACUUUGCACAAACAGUAGAGUUGUGGAAUGUUAUUUCUUAGCAUUUCAAUUUUCAUCUUUACUUGUACUUAUUCAAUAUAUUUAUCUACAUUAUCUGUGCAUGUUCUGAAAAUAGAAUGUUUACAGCCAGGAAGGUCAAAUGAGAGCCGUUGAAAUUUUGCCAAAUCAGUGUCCGGACUGACAAGACCAUACCAGAUCAGUCAAGACCCAGGUUAACAACGGCCGCCAUUGGUGCUAUGCCCUCACAGGGUACUGGUGUAAACUAUAAAAUCUGCUGUGACAAUCCCUGAGAAAGAGGCAAUAAGCUGAAAGAAGAAGAAUCAGUAAAACAUAUGCUAACAAUAGUUGUGUUACUUUAAUUCCUAUUUUGUUUGUAUACCAAAAAUCCUGUUAUGGUAUUCUGAAAUGUAUAUUUUUAAUUUUUACUGCACAAUGAGUGUUUUAUUGGUGAUUAAAACAUAGU